AUGGCAGACCCAAACCGUGCUGAGGCCAUUGAAGACGAAAAGGUCAAGCCAGCCGACCCCUUGGCUGAAGUCAACGAGCCCAAAAGUUCAGAGCCUGCUAGCCCUAUCUCACUGGUGGGAGAAGAUUCGGAGGACGCAGAAGAUGAGAUCAGACGGCAGGCGGAGCAUCCGCAGAAGCGCGCAGAACGGGAGGAGAUCAAGCGUACACAGAGCCACGCCACAGAUGCGAGCGUGCUAUCGCGGACAACUACCGGAACUUCAGCGCCCCCAAAAUCAAAGCCAUGGUACAAGCAACCCAAUCCGCUAAGAUGGGGUAAGAUUCCACCGAUACCAAAGGAGCGUGGGGAGUCCAGAGAGCACAAUGCCGGGUUCUGGAGCAGACUGACUUUCCAAUGGAUGGCGCCGCUUAUGGACGUGGGCUACAAACGUCAGCUAGAUAUGAAAGAUAUAUGGAAAAUAAACCCAAACAGGUCUGCGGAUGUGCUUACCAACAGACUCAGACAGUCUUUCGACAGGAAGGUGAAAGAAGGAGGGAAGUACCCACUGCUGUGGGCGCUUCAUGAGACCUUCUUCUGGGAAUUCUGGAUCGGCGGCAUGUGCCAGUUCGGUGCAUCCAUCAUGCAGGUAUUGUCACCAUUCACCUUGCGUUAUCUGAUCCAGUUCGCCACAGACGCAUGGAAUGCACAGCAACGGGGAGAGCCUACACCGCACAUUGGUGCCGGAAUGGGACUAGUUAUCGGCGUGACUAUAAUGCAAGUUUGCCAAAGUUUGGGAAUGAACCACUUCAUCUACCGGGGUAUGAUGAUUGGUGGCCAAGUCCGAGCUGUUCUCAUUAGCGUCGUCUUCGAAAAGUCCAUGGUCAUCUCCGGGCGCGCGAGAGCUGGAACCGACAAACCGAAAGACAACGCCAAUGAAGACAAUGUGGACGAGAAAGAUAAGAGUGGAAAGCCCAAAUCCAAGCCUAAGAAAGACAAGAAAGGUAAGGGACAGCCGCAGAGUGAUGGCACUGGGUGGAGUAACGGAAAAAUUGUCAACUUAAUGAGCGUGGACACCUACCGUAUCGACCAAGCCUCGGGGUUGUUCCACUUGAUCUGGAACGCCCCAAUCAUUUGUCUGAUUACGCUCGUCCUUCUUUUGAUCAACCUGACGUAUAGUGCGCUGGCUGGUUUCGCGCUGUUGGUUAUUGGUAUUCCCCUGCUCACUCGGGCUAUCAGGAGUUUGUUCAAGCGGCGUUCCGGCAUCAACAAGAUUACUGAUCAACGUGUCAGUUUGACACAGGAAAUCUUGUCCUCGGUCCGCUUUGUCAAGUACUUUGGUUGGGAGAGUGCAUUUCUGGGAAGACUAAAGGAUAUCCGUCAACGGGAAAUCCACGCCAUUCAGAUUCUCCUCGCCAUCCGUAACGCUAUCAACGCCGUCAGUAUGUCGUUGCCCAUUUACGCCUCCAUGUUGUCGUUCAUCACCUACUCCUUGUCGAACCACGGCCUCGCACCAGCCGAGGUCUUUUCCUCGCUUGCUUUGUUCAACGGUCUUCGAAUGCCGCUCAACCUUCUACCGCUGGUUAUUGGCCAGGUGGUAGAUGCGUGGGAGUCGCUGAGACGAACCCAAGAGUUCUUGAUGUCCGAGGAACAGGAAGACGAGGCGGUACACAAGGCCGAUGCCGUAAAUGCUGUUGAGGUGGUUAAUGCCAGCUUCACUUGGGAACGAACACCAACGCAAGAUCCUGACAAGACAGUUACCGGCAAAGAGGGCGACAAGAAAGGAGCAGUGAAGCAGGAAACCCCAGGCUCCGACGAUACGAGCACCCUGGUGGAGGAACGUGAACCUUUCAAGAUCCAAGACUUGAAUUUUGAAAUCGGGAGAAAUGAGCUUGUGGCCGUGAUUGGUUCCGUUGGAAGUGGUAAAACUUCCCUCCUGGCUGCACUCGCUGGUGAUAUGCGAAGAACUUCUGGUGAGGUCGUUCUUGGUGCGUCAAGAGCUUUCUGUCCGCAGUACGCAUGGAUUCAGAAUGCUACCCUCAGGGACAACAUUACCUUUGGCAAAGACCUGGAUCGUGACUGGUACAACGAAGUCAUUAAUGCUUGCGCCUUACAGCCUGAUCUUAACAUGCUGCCCGAUGGCGAUGCGACGGAAAUCGGAGAAAGGGGUAUCACGAUUUCUGGAGGACAGAAGCAGCGACUCAAUAUUGCCCGGGCUAUUUACUUCGAUUCCGAUAUCGUGAUUAUGGAUGAUCCUCUCAGCGCUGUUGACGCUCACGUUGGUCGACAUAUCUUUGAUAAUGCCAUCUUAGGUCUUCUGAAGGAUAAGUGCCGUAUUUUGGCGACGCACCAGCUUUGGGUACUGAACCGUUGUGACCGCAUCAUUUGGAUGGAAGGUGGCAAGAUCCAGGCCAUCGACACAUUCCAGAACCUCAUGGCCGACCACGCCGGCUUCCAGCACCUGAUGGAGACGACCGCUGUGGAGGAGAAGAAAGAGGAUGGAGACGAAGAGGCUGUGACUGAAGAUAAGACUGCGGCGCUCAAGAAGGAUAAAAAGAAGAAAAAGUCUCCCGGAUUGAUGCAGGCCGAAGAACGUGCCGUGUCCAGUGUACCAUGGUCGGUCUAUGGUCAAUACAUCAAAGCUACAGGAACCGUCCUCAGCGCCCCCCUCGUCUUCCUGGCUCUUGUCCUUUCUCAAGGAGCCAAUAUCUCGACCAGUCUGUGGCUUUCGUGGUGGACUUCCAACAAGUUCGGUUACUCUAUGGGCGUGUAUAUUGGAGUUUACGCAGGUCUCGGAACUGUCCAGGCCCUUCUAAUGUUCGCCUUCUCGAUCUUGCUGACCAUCUUUGGUACCACUGCCAGUAAGACGUUGCUCCGACAAGCAGUUACCAGGACUCUUAGAGCGCCCAUGUCUUUCUUCGAUACCACCCCUUUGGGUCGUAUUACGAAUCGAUUCUCGAGAGAUGUGGAUGUUAUGGACAACAACCUGACUGAUGCCAUGAGGAUGUACUUCCUCACGAUGGCAAUGAUCAUCUCCGUCUUCGCCUUGAUCAUCGCCUUCUUCUAUUACUUUGUCAUUGCGCUCGUUCCGCUAAUCGUUUUGUUCAUCUUGGCUACCGCAUAUUACCGCUCUUCUGCUCGUGAGGUAAAGCGUUUUGAAUCCGUUCUGCGCUCUACCGUCUUCGCCAAGUUCGGCGAGGGUCUCAGUGGUGUGGCCACGAUCCGUGCAUACGGGCUGAAGCAGCGCUUCACAAAUGACUUACGGAAUGCGAUUGAUGAGAUGAACUCGGCAUACUUCUUGACAUACUCGAAUCAGAGGUGGUUGUCCAUGCGCCUUGAUCUCAUCGGUAACCUACUCGUUUUCACAACUGGUGUUCUAGUCGUCACAUCCCGGUUCUCAGUCAAUCCUUCCAUUGGCGGUCUCGUGCUUUCGUAUAUUCUGGGUAUUGUCCAAAUGCUGCAGUUCACGGUCCGGCAGUUGGCCGAGGUGGAAAAUGGCAUGAACGCCGUAGAGCGUCUGAUUCAUUAUGGCACGAAGCUGGAGGAGGAGGCUCCGGAGCAUACGAUCGAGGUCCGGCCAUCGUGGCCGGAGAGGGGAGAGAUUAUCUUUGACAACGUCGAAAUGAGGUACCGAGCCAACUUGCCCUUGGUACUCAAGGGCAUGACCAUGCACGUUCGCGGAGGUGAGCGUAUCGGUAUCGUCGGACGAACGGGCGCCGGCAAAUCGUCUAUCAUGUCGACACUCUUCCGGCUUGUCGAGCUCUCGGGCGGACAUAUCAUGAUCGACGGUCUUGAUAUCUCGACCAUCGGCCUGCACGACCUUCGUUCCCGCUUGGCCAUCAUCCCGCAAGACCCGACACUUUUCAGGGGAACCAUACGCUCAAACCUCGACCCCUUCUCCGAACACGCCGAUCUGGAUCUGUGGUCUGCCCUGCGUCAAGCCGACUUGGUACCCCACGAUGCAUCCAUCGACGACAAGGAUCCAUCACGCGUCAACCUCGACACCACCGUUGAGGAAGAUGGCCUGAACUUCUCUCUGGGUCAACGCCAGUUGAUGGCGCUUGCCCGUGCUUUAGUUCGUGGUAGCCAGAUCAUUGUGUGCGACGAGGCUACGUCGAGUGUCGACAUGGAGACAGACGACAAGAUUCAAAACACCAUUGCCACAGGAUUCCGUGGCAAGACGCUGCUGUGCAUUGCGCAUCGACUUCGCACCAUCGUUGGAUACGACCGCAUUUGCGUUAUGGAUGCAGGACGUAUUGCCGAGCUCGACAGUCCCGCCGAGCUAUGGAGGCAGGGCGGUAUCUUCAGGAGUAUGUGUGACCGGAGUGGAAUCCGCAUCGAGGACAUCGUGGGUGCCAGGGAUGCGCUGAGUAGCGGUAUUACCACCGGUAGCAGCGACGAGGGCGAGGCUGAGUCCAGUGAUGUGCAAGGGAAAGAAAAGUUGUGA
Truncatella angustata is the source of this 4422-nucleotide messenger RNA. Its product is annotated as P-loop containing nucleoside triphosphate hydrolase protein. Gene Ontology annotation, cellular component: membrane. The coding region runs from base 1 to 4422 and encodes 1473 amino acids. The transcript has 3 exons. Gene Ontology annotation, biological process: transmembrane transport. Gene Ontology annotation, molecular function: ATP binding; ATP hydrolysis activity; ABC-type transporter activity. The record is from RefSeq and is a predicted model, not a curated record. Lineage: Eukaryota; Fungi; Ascomycota; Sordariomycetes; Amphisphaeriales; Sporocadaceae.